AAGCUCUCUCUCUGUAAUGGGCUUUUGCACGCAAGCGUAAAGCCCAUUGCCCCAUCUACAUUCUAUACGCUGCUCACUCAGUGAAGCUAGAGAUCCUGAUAAGGACGUUCCAAUCGUGAUAUGAUCGUACCUGAAAUGAAACACUUAGAGGAGAAAAAAUCCCGCGUUAUCGCAUAUCCUAAUAAAAUCGAAUUCGCUCUAAAUUAUUCCAUACAAAUAGGACGUUGUAUUUUGAAAGUGAUCGGGGCAUGGCCGCUCUACAACGAAAGCUCAAACAUCGAAAAGUUCUAUAGCUAUUUUGCAAAGGGCUUUUGUUACUUUCUCUUUAUCUUUAUACUCGUACCAGGACUGCUUCGGAUUUUCUUAAUAGAACAGAAUACACGCAUAAGGCUUAAGAUCUUCGGUCCUCUUUGUACGUGUUCGAUAAAUGCUACGAAAUAUAGUAUAUUAAUAACGCGCGGGAAAAAGAUUGAAGAGUGCAUGAAACAUAUAAGGGAGGAUUGGAAAAAGGUAGUGUUGGAAAAGGAUUACGAAUCAAUGAUUUCGCAUGCCAAGGUCGGAAGGACUUUGGCGGUGAUGUCAGCCUCUUUUAUAUAUGGCGCUGGAAUGUCCUACCGUACUAUUUUACCUCUCUCAAAAGGCAAACAAAUCAUCGGUAACCUCACUAUAAGACCCAUUGCAUGUCCAAGUUACUUCGUAAUAUUCGAUGAGCAAAAAUCGCCAGCUUACGAGCUCGUCUUUUUUGGACAAUUUCUUGCUGGCUUCGCCGUCUACUCGGUAGCUUGUGGCGUUUGUGGUUUAGCGACCUUUCUGAUCAUGCACGCGUGUGGCCAACUCGAAAUUCUUAUGAGAAUGAUGAGAGACAUUGUCGACGGGAAAGAUGACGUCGAUGAUACUGAUCCAGAUACUCGUAUCGCCGAGGUAAUUAGACAUCAAAUCCGAUCCAAGAAUUUCGUAAAGGAAGUAGAAGAAGUUCUGCAGUACAUGUGCAUGGUAGAGAUCGUGGGUUGUAAUAGUCUCGUUUGUCUUGUUUUGUAUGACGUUGUCAUGGAGUGGGAAAAUAGCGAUACGACCGGAUUAAUUAUAUAUUUGAUUUUUCUCCUAUCUUUCGCCUUUAACAUGUUUAUUUUUUGUUACAUCGGCGAGCUUCUUUCGGAACAGGGUGCGAAAGUCGGAAUAACUUCUUGUACUCUUGAAUGGAAUCGUCUUCCGACGAAAAGUGCUCAAAGCCUAAUAUUGAUAAUAUUAGCGUCGAAUCAUCCGAUAAAAAUCGUAGCCGGUAAAUUGAUGCACAUGUCACUCAGUAAUUUUAAUGGCAUCAUUAAAACUUCGGUUGGAUAUUUCAACAUCCUUCGAAAUAGUACCUAAAAUCAUUGAGCAGAAUCACAGUUUUUCUAGUAAAGAAUUGAGGGAUUUGAGUAGUAGUAGAAUUAUUAUAAUGAAAGUUGA
Molecule: messenger RNA, 1449 nt
Organism: Vespa mandarinia (Asian giant hornet)
Lineage: Eukaryota; Metazoa; Arthropoda; Insecta; Hymenoptera; Vespidae
Product: odorant receptor 10-like
Biological process (GO): detection of chemical stimulus involved in sensory perception of smell; sensory perception of smell
Cellular component (GO): plasma membrane
Molecular function (GO): odorant binding; olfactory receptor activity
Source: RefSeq, a predicted model, not a curated record